Oppiella nova is the source of this 597-nucleotide messenger RNA. The record is from the annotation of a GenBank genome assembly. Lineage: Eukaryota; Metazoa; Arthropoda; Arachnida; Sarcoptiformes; Oppiidae.
AUGUGGACCACUUCUGCACCCAAUUCGGGCUCAAGACUAAGAGGCGACGGUAUCAAUGGCGCGAAUCGAUGGGUGACGGCAUACAAGGAGUCGUCGACUAUCAUCGCAAUGGACUCGUCGUACGGUUUGUCGGACUUCACGCAGAAUAUCAUCAAAACUCUGUUACAGCGCUUCCCGGCGUCCGAUAAGGAGAAGAAGGAGACCUCUCUUUCCUGCCAUUCCUCGCGCACUGAGCACCGACUGGUGGGCAACACCGGUGCCGGCGCUCACCAGCAGUUUGAGUCGCAACGGGAGUUAAACUGCACGACUGGCCGCUUGUCUAACAUUAUCCCUCAGAUCCCAAUUCCGCCGCCAUUUGCUUCCGGAAGAAUGGAUCAGACGAUAGCCUUCCGGAAGUCACUCCCGAUUUGGCUCAAGAGGACUGACGUGAUGGACGCCAUCGCCUCCAAUCGGAUCGUUGUGGUGAGCGGUGGCACCGGUUGUGGAAAGACUACGCAAAUACCGCAGUAUAUCCUCGAGCACUGCAAUCGCGGGUCAGCCACAGAGCGCAUGGAAGUCAUCGGACAGACCGUCGGCUAUCAGAUCCGGUUGGAGAGC